UUUACAGCGCCAUGCGAUCAAACAACCGCCAACGCGUGAGGAACAGCGUCCACAUCUGAGAAACAAGGACAGACGCCUGGCAUCACUGGGCAACUCGAUCUGGAGGCACACCUGAGUAUACUCCAAAGAUCUCAUUAGUCUGUGAUGAGCAUCGUCAUCCAGCACAGACCCAAGACAGCGCUACGUAUCCUCUAAGAGGAAGUGAUGUCACGACACCAUCACCGCUUUGAGAGAGACUAUCGAGGCCCCUGGGACCGUCGCGAGCGAGCCGGCGGCCUUCACAAUGGCGUUGGCAACAACACCUGCUCCUCAGCACCGCCCGUGGCCAACGGCAACAACCGUCCGGGACUCCUCCCGCUCCCGGUCAUCCCGUCCCUCCUUCCCACCCCCGUGACCAUCGCCGUGACGUCGGCCAGCAACGACCUCGCCGCCAAGCGCUCGGGAGCGUCUGCGUCCGCCACGGCACCUGUUGUGAAGGCGGCGGGUCUUUCUCCCGGUGAGACGCAGCCUCCGAGUCUCCUGUUGGCUCCUGGAGUGAGAUGGGGCCAGACCCCCAUCAACCAGUCCACUCCGUGGGAGACCGACGAGCCUCCCACCAAGCAGCACAGAGAGAGCGACACCACAGGGCCCCCAUGGGUGCCUCCAGGGGUGGCGGCCAGUCAGCCCAGCCUACUGGCCCAUUCGUAUGGGAUGCCUCAGCCGCCCACCUAUAGCCAAGGAGUGUCCGUCCAGUCUCCCAUCAUCGGCGUGACCCCAGCCAUCCAGACGCCCAUCCCACCGCACCAUCCACUCAUGACCGCCCACUUCCAGCUUCCUCCCCUCUCCUCCCAAGUGCCAGGUAGCCUGGUCCUAAACCUACAGAACCAGUCACCCUACGCCACCAGCCAGCCGCCAAUCACCCCGUUGCCCCUGACGACGGCCGGCCAGGUAGUUCACCCCGCCCCUCAGAGCAUGGUGGGAAACGGUCACAUGACACACCCGCUCAUACAGCCACCUGCUUUGCCUUCCGCCGAGCUGCCGCUAACGAACGGGCAGGCGACGACUCAGCCGGCAUCAGCCAAUCAGGAAAGUCCGAACAGGCUUCAGAUGCUCCGUACGGUCGGAAUGGGGAAGUACGAGUUCACAGACCCGAGUCAUCCGAAAGAGAUGUUGAAGGAUUUGAACCAGCAGCGCAGAGAGAAAGAGUUUACAGACCUGAAAAUUAUAGUUGAAGGCAAAGAGUUUGAAGUCCACCAAAAUGUUCUAGCUUCCUGCAGCUUGUAUUUCAAGGACCUGGUGAAAAGGUCGUCGAGAGAGAUGGGCAGUGGAGAGAAGCUGGAGCUGAAGAUGACUAACAUCGGUGCAGAUGUGCUGGAGCUGCUGCUGGAGUUUGUCUACACCGGCUCGCUGGUCAUCCACUCGGCCAACGCCAAAACCCUACUGGAGGCCGCCAACAAGUUUCAGUUCAACACCUUCUGCAAAGUCUGCGUGUCUUUCUUAGGUGCGUAACUCAUAAGAUCCCAGCGUCCAUCAGAUGGAGUCAUGUA
Sinocyclocheilus rhinocerous is the source of this 1526-nucleotide messenger RNA. RefSeq names its product kelch-like protein 29. The transcript has 7 exons. NCBI's taxonomy places the organism in Eukaryota, Metazoa, Chordata, Actinopteri, Cypriniformes, Cyprinidae. Gene Ontology annotation, biological process: regulation of transcription by RNA polymerase II. Bases 205 to 1488 code for a protein of 427 amino acids. The record is from RefSeq and is a predicted model, not a curated record. Gene Ontology annotation, molecular function: RNA polymerase II cis-regulatory region sequence-specific DNA binding; DNA-binding transcription factor activity, RNA polymerase II-specific; protein binding.